This is a messenger RNA of Lates calcarifer (barramundi perch), 1351 nucleotides long. It is a transcript of the gene arl16, whose product is annotated as ADP-ribosylation factor-like 16. Gene Ontology annotation, molecular function: GTPase activity; GTP binding. The record is from RefSeq and is a predicted model, not a curated record. Bases 55 to 627 code for a protein of 190 amino acids. NCBI's taxonomy places the organism in Eukaryota, Metazoa, Chordata, Actinopteri, Centropomidae. The transcript is spliced from 5 exons.
ACGGUCAUGUGAGCGUCGCCAUGGUGCCAAGUCCCGCUACCUUCCUUGGGCUACAUGCUAUCCUCGGCCUUGCUAUGCUCCUGCUGGAAAACCGAAAUGACCAGACAUGAAACGUGUUUGCUUCUUGGAGCGACCGGUGUCGGAAAAACGUUGUUGCUAAAACGUCUACAAAAGCUCAGUUUGCACGGACAAGGUGACCUUGGAGCAACUCCUUCUACUCUGCCAACAGUAGGAACCAACUUGACAGACCUGACACUAAAGAGGAAGAAGGUGACAGUUAGAGAGCUGGGAGGCUGCAUGGGUCCUAUAUGGCCCAGUUACUUCAAGGACUGCUCCUCUGUCAUUUUUAUGGUGGACUCGGCCAACAUCGCUCAGGUAUCCUCCUCCUGUAUCCAGCUGCUGUCAGUACUCUCUGCCGAACCUCUACGCAGUGCCUCUGUGCUUAUUCUCUUCAACAAGAGGGACAUGCCCUGCACCAUGAGUCUUACAGAGAUUAAGUCACUGUUCAGAAUGGAUGACAUCAUUGCUUCUGCUACUCAGCCAAUCACAACGCUGGAACUCAGUGCCCGUUCUGGACAGGGACUUCAGGAGGUGCUCAGCUGGCUGGAGUCCAUUACAGUCAAGUGAUCUGUUUUGUGGUUGCUCCUGAAAAACUGAUGCUUCCCUCAUAGGACUUUGAAUAAUGGUUUCAGACUUCUUAGUAAGAGAUGUCAGUAUCCUCAGUGUGCAAAGAAUGUUUACACACCAUUUUUAAGAGGAUGUAAUGAUGCCUUUAGUGUUGGACUCACUGUAAAAAAAAGCUGUUGCAUCUUUGGUACCAUGUGGUGACUCCUUGUUAAACUGAAUGGAAAUGGAAAUGUACUAGUGAUAUAAUGUUAGGAUGUAAUAGUUGUACGAUUGUCCAUUUACACACAACACAACUGUAGGCCUUACCCACAGUUUUAUACUGGUCACUUUUACUAAGUAGACAGAUAACAGUGAAUUGCAGGGACCUGACUGUAGUGUGAUCAUAGGACUUGCACCUCAUUGUAACACUGGGGGACACCAAGUAAGGUAGUACACUAAGUAAGGACCAAUUCAAAUGCUGUAAGACUGGUUACUGUAAAGGAAUGUGGCAUAGUAAUAAUGAGUUAUUACCAGCAGGGGGCACAAGGUGCACAACACAUAUUGAGACUGGUACUGGGUGUGUGCAUGUCCUGUGAUGAUUUCAUAUUAAACGUACUGAUAUCUAGGGAAAUGAGAAAAUGCAAGGCAAUAAACCAACUGAAGAAUGAAGCAGUGUUAUAAUAAUACCCUUAUAUUUGAUGAGAGUCAGUGGUUCACAAGCAAUGAAUAAAACUCAUGAUUCUUA